AUGUUUGUUAACAAGCAGGAGCCGAGCUUUGCGCACAGAUGUGAGAAGGCGUGCGCUGGUCGAGGAUCAGAGGGCAGCUUUCAGCCUGCCGUGGCCCAGGCUGUUGAGGUGGUCUGGCACGUCAUCGUUCUUUGUGGCUCUUGUGCUAUGUACACAUGUGCUGGCUGCUGGUAUUGGCUCUCUGCCCGCCUCAGCCUCGCGCUGUUUCUGAGCCUUUACUUUUUCGUUCUUGCAAAUCCAGCUGCCAAGGCGCCGCAGCUGUUCGCGAUGAAUCACACAAGAUCCCUCCCCGGCAGGAGUCCCCGGCGUGCAGAAGGGGAUCCGGCUAAGCAAGAUACGAUGAUGGUGGGCUUGACUCCACAGGAG
This is a messenger RNA of Symbiodinium pilosum, 366 nucleotides long. The record is from the annotation of a GenBank genome assembly. NCBI's taxonomy places the organism in Eukaryota, Dinophyceae, Suessiales, Symbiodiniaceae.